Penicillium coprophilum is the source of this 1137-nucleotide messenger RNA. RefSeq names its product Myb transcription factor. The coding region runs from base 1 to 1137 and encodes 378 amino acids. The transcript has 6 exons. NCBI's taxonomy places the organism in Eukaryota, Fungi, Ascomycota, Eurotiomycetes, Eurotiales, Aspergillaceae. Gene Ontology annotation, molecular function: DNA-binding transcription factor activity, RNA polymerase II-specific; RNA polymerase II cis-regulatory region sequence-specific DNA binding. Gene Ontology annotation, biological process: positive regulation of transcription by RNA polymerase II; mitotic cell cycle. Gene Ontology annotation, cellular component: nucleus. The record is from RefSeq and is a predicted model, not a curated record.
AUGCCGCAACCGCCAAACAGGUGGAAUUCUGCCGAGGAUGAUCUACUUCGAAGAGAAGUGCUUACCCAAUUGGGGGAGGGAGGGGUGAAAGACUGGCAGUGCAUUGCGACCAAGCUUCCAGGCCGCACCAACAAAGAUUGCAGAAAGCGAUGGCAUAAUGUUGUCUGUGGCGGGGUGAAUAAAGGCCACUGGACGCAGGAUGAGGACAAACUACUCACAGAAGCUGUUCAAGCCCGUGGAAAAAGCUGGACGGUCGUUGCAACUGCCGUCAGGACUCGAAAUGCAGACCAAUGCGCCAAGCGGUGGAAGCAAUUCCUCGAUCCUGAAUUGGACCGCAGUCAGUGGACAGAUAAGGAAAACAAGCUUCUCCAGGAGGCGCACGACAAAUACGGCAGACGAUGGAAAGAAAUUCAGGCCAAGCACUUCCCCACGCGGUCAAGAAAUGCAAUCAAGAACCAAUACACCAUCCUUAUCCGAAAACGGAAACAACCGCAAAUUAAUGGCAUUGAAGACAACGAAGAAGCUCCGAGUCAAUCAGAAAGUGAAGAAAAUGGCACCAUGGAAGCACGGGAGACAGAUAUUAUGGACUUUUCAUACGAACAAUGGGAUGAUGAUCUGAGUGAUCAUGAUGCCAUGAUCGACGAGUGUGAUUCUGCAGGCGAACAAGAGCCUGCCAAUGAAAUUGAUACCUGGAGUUCUGACUUCUGCAGCACCUAUAGUCACUUGCUCAGUGAUGCAACUCCCGCAGACCAUAUGGCGCUGGAUCCUACGACUAAUGCAGACCAGGUCUUGUCGCAGUGCUUUCCAGGCGGAGAACUGCAAUGCUGGGAUAUACCAGCGCCACAGACAGUCCAGACAAGCCCUGAGGUCUUCCAGAACAACAUCCCUGAUCCGCUGAAAGACCCCGCGCUCUUGGCAUCGGAAUUCUUCCCGACCCCAGACACUGGCCCGGGGUCUGUUGGUCAGAAUCUUAACUUGGUUGAUUGGCACCAGACGUCACCCCUUGCUCGUUACGAGGCCGGUUCCUCUCCCAAGAGGAUCACCCUUACGGUGCAAUCCCCGUGCCCAGAAACCGUUGAGUCCCUCAUGCGGAUUGCCUUGACAACUGCAUCCUCGUUCAGCUUUGACAGAGAAUAG